Nematocida parisii ERTm1 is the source of this 523-nucleotide messenger RNA. RefSeq lists its product as uncharacterized. Gene Ontology annotation, biological process: intra-Golgi vesicle-mediated transport; intracellular protein transport; retrograde vesicle-mediated transport, Golgi to endoplasmic reticulum. The transcript has a single exon. The record is from RefSeq and is a predicted model, not a curated record. Gene Ontology annotation, cellular component: COPI vesicle coat. Bases 1 to 516 code for a protein of 171 amino acids. Lineage: Eukaryota; Fungi; Microsporidia.
AUGUGCGAGAGUGAAGUAGUGCAUGGACUAGCCAUUAUUGGUGAAAAUGGAAAUAGACUAAUAGGCAGCCCUCUGGUCAUAUCACAGACAAUUCGCGAGAAAGAGAAGAGGAUGUUUGAAAAAGCAAAGGAAACAAAUGAGUCAAUUAUUCUCUUUGAAGAUAAUCUUGUACUGUACAAAAUAGUCGGCGACCUCUGCAUUUUAUUAUAUGCACCAAUCAAUGAGAAUGAAAUUGCACUCUCAGAUGCUCUGGAUGCUUUUUACACUGCAGUGAUUAAGACGCUGGGUGGGCCGCUUACACAAAAAUCAUUGGAUAAGCAUUAUGAUGAAAUGUUUCUUCUGGUUGACUCUUUCAUAUAUAAAACAGUCAUUGUCACUGAUAGCUCAACCGAUCUUAUAAACUCACUUCCCAAAAGAACAUUUGAGGGAUUGGAUGCUAUUCCCAUGCCUUCCAAGCUUUCAAGCGCAUUCAAAAAGGCACAAAAGUCAUUUGCCUCUUCCUGGUUUAAAAAGUGAAUAAAUA